AUGGGCACCUCGGAGAGCAGAGUGAAGCCCUGUUCCCAGUGCAGCUUCACGACUCAGUUCGAGAGCGCGCUAUCCAUGCACCGUCAGCUGCACCACGACACACCUGACACCAAAGUGCAGGAGAAAUCAAACACGGUUCCUAGAAUGCACAUCACGCAGUCCGCCUCCUCUAGCAAAGAGAAUAAGGGAGCCAAGUUGGGAGGUCGCACGUCGUCCGCCACGCGUCUGUUCGACAAACUGCGCGCGCGCAUCUCACGCAGAAAUCUCCCCGCGCACCCGGAAGAGGGCGCUGAUACGACCAACAAUUUCAAUGAUAUAUCAGGCCAAAGCGAAUGCACAUCAAAAGCCAUGAAGGAGUUUGAGACAAGCGUGAGUGGCUUCGGAGUGAUAGAACCAGUAAGAGAGCAGAGGGAGAUCUUUUCCUGCCAUCUGUGCUCGUUUGAUUCAGAUAGAAUAACAGUCCUCGACAGACACCUACUGAACGACCACAAGAUUGGUCUAGACAACCUCCUGAAGUUAGUCUUGUCGAAAACUAAAGACGGUCUGUCAGAAGAUGGCCCAGCACAAAUCUACGGCAUAAGACAACCUUACUACAGACUGACAAACGAAAUAAUAGAAGACGGAGAGUUCGUUAUAGAAACAGUAACGCCUAAAAUCAAAAUACUCAAACACACAUCAACAAAUACAGAUAUCAAAAUGGCCGAUAUACCAAACUUAACAAACUGCCAGAACAUAUCAAAAGAAAUCGAAAAGUUGCUGGAUUUACCUUUAGAAAGUUCUGGCAAGAAUUUGCUUAUGCAGAAAAUACAAAAUCUGAACGAAUGUAUGUGCAAAUUUGUGGAUUCCACUAACACCAUAAAAAAAGUUCUGACGAAGGAGUUUGAUCAGAAAACGUCGGGGAAUAGGUCGAAUGACGCUCCGUAUUUUAAUUUAGGUUUGGGAGACCAAGAAAGUCCGAAACAAUGGGAGAGAGCACACAGCGAAAAUCUAGAUAGAAGCCGAAGCAAAUACAGAGAGAACAGGCAAGCCCGAUAUUCAGUACCUUGGCCUUGGUCGCCUAAAUCAGUAGUUGAACAGAAGCGAUAA
Bicyclus anynana (squinting bush brown) is the source of this 1086-nucleotide messenger RNA. RefSeq lists its product as uncharacterized. Lineage: Eukaryota; Metazoa; Arthropoda; Insecta; Lepidoptera; Nymphalidae. The transcript has 8 exons. Bases 1 to 1086 code for a protein of 361 amino acids. The record is from RefSeq and is a predicted model, not a curated record.